ACUGGUUUUGCCUCCUUCUGACUGCCCUUGGCCACUUCAGCAGCAUGAAAGCAACAGCCUUUGCCCUGCUCUUGGCUUUGGCUUUGACAUCCAUCUUCAAUGUAGAAUGUGCCACACACCCUCAACAGGUUGACUGCAGUAAAUAUGAGAAGUUCCCACGGAGAGAAGAGGGAUUUUGUUAUGAAAUAUAUGCACCAAUUUGUGGAUCUGACGGCAAAACUUAUGGCAAUGAUUGCUUCUUUUGUUCUGAAGUUCGGAAAACUAACAACAAACUGAAAUUUGUACAUUUUGGAAAGUGUUGAAUCUAUCUUCUGAUUCCAAGGCACAUGAAACAUAUUUCUUCUCCCAUAUAACCUAUGCCAUACUGCC
This is a messenger RNA of Prionailurus viverrinus (fishing cat), 369 nucleotides long. Its product is annotated as serine protease inhibitor Kazal-type 9-like. Lineage: Eukaryota; Metazoa; Chordata; Mammalia; Carnivora; Felidae. The record is from RefSeq and is a predicted model, not a curated record. The transcript is spliced from 4 exons. Bases 45 to 302 code for a protein of 85 amino acids. Gene Ontology annotation, molecular function: protein binding.